Anoplophora glabripennis (Asian longhorned beetle) is the source of this 2139-nucleotide messenger RNA. RefSeq names its product leucine-rich repeat-containing protein 24-like. Gene Ontology annotation, molecular function: protein binding. The coding region runs from base 1 to 2139 and encodes 712 amino acids. Lineage: Eukaryota; Metazoa; Arthropoda; Insecta; Coleoptera; Cerambycidae. The transcript is spliced from 2 exons. The record is from RefSeq and is a predicted model, not a curated record.
AUGGUUCCCGCCGCACGGAGAACAGCGAUCGCCCUCCUCGUCCUGAUUUCGAUAUGCGACGGCUGCCCUUUUCCCUGUAUAUGUAAAUGGAAGAACGGGAAACAGACGGCGGAGUGUAUCAAUAAGGACCUAGUCGUAAUCCCCGAGGGCAUGGAUUCUGGCACUCAAGUAUUGGAAUUCUCUGGGAACAACUUGCGAACGCUUCAUCAGGAGAAAUUCCUCAAAUUGGACCUAAUCAAUUUACAAAGGAUAUACAUGGCUCGCUGCCGCAUCAGCGUCAUACACGACAGGACGUUUAAGGGGUUGACGAACCUAGUGGAAUUGGAUUUGUCAGACAACUUGCUCGAGGCGGUCCCAUCUGCAGCUUUCCUCGACUGUCCGUCUUUAAUGAAGCUCACUCUUAGUCGCAACCCCUUAAAGACGCUGAAAAGAGCCGCGUUCAGCCAUCUGUCCUUCCUGAACACGCUGGAGGUGAGCUACUGCCAGAUAUCGAAAGUGGACGAGGCUGCGUUCCAGGGGCUGUACAGUCUUGAGUGGCUACACUUGAACGGUAACAAGAUGUCCUCAUUCGCUGCGUUCACACAUUUACCAGUCGGGCUCAAGGGGGUGCAACUCCAAGACAACCCUUGGGAAUGCGACUGCCACAUACUUCAACUCCACGCUUGGCUAUUGAGUUUCAGCUUCCCACUUUCGGUUGAGCCGGUUUGCAGGACUCCGCUACGGUUGUCGUAUAGGACGAUCAAGUCCGUUCCCUCCAAAGAGCUAGCGUGUCUGCCUGAUGUUACCCCUACCACAUUUUACGUGGAGAUAGAGCAAGGUAGGAACGUUUCUCUAGUGUGUCAAGUCCACGCCGUUCCUGAAGCCACGGUGACUUGGUAUUUCGAGGGACAACUACUGCAGAACGACACGUUUCUAGCGCCAGGAGUGCACUUGUUGUAUUACAUUGAAAGAGGCACGGUGGAGAAGAGGAGCGAACUAUUUAUUUACAACGCAAACACCGAGGAUAACGGGACGUUCAUAUGCAACGCCGAGAACUCCGCCGGGGUUUCGUACGCUAAUUACACCAUCAGGGUUAUAUUAAAACAUGAAUUAAGCAUCGAAGCGGAUGAAGUCCCGUUGGAGUUCGUCUUGAUGCUAGCUACUGCCACAGCGGUCUCACUCCUGCUGUUGUUAUUCGUGGCGGUCUUAUCAGUGAUAAAGUGUCAUCGCAACGCGCGGCUGAAGAAAAAAAGGGACAACUCCAAGGUAGCCCUGAGGAACUCCACCAAGGAUAGCUUGCUGCAAGACAGCACCGACGACUCUGAGCACCUAAAGGAGAACAGCAAUAUUAAAUUAGUGAACCACGAAGAAGGGUUGAUGCUCUACAGCUCGCAUCCCAACGAGCAGCUGCUCCGGUCUCUGUCGCCCCUCGCGACCGCUAAUCAGCUACGCAGCCCCACGUCCUUGAAGUGUUACCAGGAACAGAAUCCCGAUCUCAUUAACGGCACGGAGAGCGCGGGGCGGGGGGCGUGCGACAUCCUGAUAGAGAACCAUCAAUUAGUCACGAAAAACACUCAAUAUAACUUGCAGACGAUUAAGGAGUUCCAGGAGAGCGAUUGUAAUUUAUGCAUCCUGCCGACCGACGUGCGUCUUAAUCCUGUGGGAUUGCUGAAGACAGGAGACGGCAGGUCUCAGGCUUUUAACGGGAAUUGCUACAGAACUUUGCCUUACAAUCGGACCAACAAGAGGCACACCGCUGCCGUGCCGAUAGGCAGAUUCUCCAGGGAGGCCGAGUUCCUAUUACGGAGCGCCCAGCAGCCGGGCUCGUACGAGCACUACGGCUGCGACAUCCGCUACACCGCCGAUGGUUAUCCAGUUAGGGCGGCGGAUGAGAGUCAACAAGCGGCGGUGGCGGCGACUUCGCCCCCCGAAUCCCAUAAAUCAGGCAGCUCCGCGUCAACUGCAGAGCCUUGUUGUUCGUCAAGCAGAGUGCAGUGGCCCUCCUGCGUUCCGGCCAACUUACAUUCUGUUAGGCAGGAGGCCGUGGCGAAAAAAUGUGUCGGCGCGCAGACUCAGACGGACGCGAUUCCUAAUAAAUUGCCGCCGGCUGCGGAGACAGUUAACGAAAAUGCGGAUGAAGGCUACGAAGGCGAAUGCUGA